AUACAAUUAAAAAAAAUUACAGUUUUUCUUUACAUUAAAAGAGAUCUAUUGUAUAGUUGUUUAUCUAGUCAAUUAAAUUUUAUCAAAAAUAUUACCUAUAAUGUUGCAGAUAUUUUUGCUUUUUGCCUUGUUUUUACAUACUCAUUCCAAACCUACAUAUUGUCCAAUGGGAUCCUACUUUGAACAUGAGACUGAUUGUACGAAGUUUUAUCAGUGCGCGCCCUGGGGCGCCCAAUUGAUGAACUGUUCUUCUGGUACUGUAUUUGAUCCCGAAAUUAAUGUUUGCAGCUGGCGUCGACCAGGGUUAUGUGGUUGGACGACUACAGAAAUCACAACAAAUCCAAAGAAGUCUAAAAGUUUUAACAGAGAUCUUACUGAAGCACCGGUAAUUGAAAUUCCAGGAAAAAAACCAUAUAUUUCAACAAAUAUUUCUGACUCAAAUAUAAGACUCAAAGAUAAGGCUCGUCUUAAUAAAGCGGGAUCAGUUAAUCAAUCUACUGAUACUGAAGAAUCAAAAGCCAGUACUGGAGAACCAGUAGUGAGUACUGAAGAACCAGCAGAGAGAUCUUCUUCUUUCAGUACCCUGUCCGAUUAUCGAAGGUUUGCGAUCAUAUUGGCAAUUAUAACUUUGUUUACGGCAGCUCUAAACGGAUUAGCGGUGGUCUCUUGAUACCACUCCCGAAGAUUUCGGAGCCAGGAUGUGCUUCUUCGGCCUGGGCCUCUUCUUCCGGCGAUCUUGCCUUAUAGUAUGAAGUGUAGAAGGUUAUACCUCUGUAUAUGUCUCAUUACAUGGCCGAAAUAUUGUAACUUUCGUAUUUUUAUGGUUUUUGUUAUUUCUGUGCUCUUAUUCAUUCGAUGUAAGGCAGUGUCAUUUCUUAUUCGAUCGUCCCCACUGAUCCGUAGUACCCGUCGAUAGAUCCACAACUCAAAGGCCUCCAAUUUUUUCAUUAGUGUCUCUGUAAAGGUCCAGCUCUCCAUUCCAUACAGCAAUGUGGAGAAUAUGUAGCAGAGUAUUAAUCUGAUUUUAAGGUUUAACGUGAUAUAUUUAAUAAGAAUUUUCUUUAGUUUUUAGAAGGAAGCUUUGGCUUUUUCAAUGCGUAUUCUAGUUUCUCUAUUUAUAUCCCAGUUAUCGUUAAAGUUGACACACAAAAUAGGUAAUAUUGUGGACUAUUUCUAACGUUAUUCCAUACGCUCUGGUGUUCAUUAAUUGAAACUCCAUUUUACUGACAACCAUAAGUUUUGUCUUAGAAGUAUUAAGUUUUAGCCCAUAUUCAUCACAUGAUUCGGUCACCCUGUUUAUUAGUCGUUGUAAAUCUUCUUCAUUUGAAGCAAUCAAUACCAUGUCAUCUGCGUAUCUGAGAUUGUUGACAUUAAUUCCAUUGAUUUUAAUGCCUACAUCUUCACCUAAGGCUUUUUUGAAAAUGAAUCUGGAGUAGAUAUUAAAAAGUAGAGACGUAAAAAACAUCUUCGCCUCACUUCAUGUUGUAUUUCCACUGCUACCGUCGUGUUCUGACCAAAUUGUAUGUUUGCACAUUGAUUCAUGCCAAUACAAAUUUUUGAUAAUACAAUCACCAACGAGUAGUAAAGCACCAGAAGUUUCAACUUAUCUGACUGAAGAACCGGUAGCGAUUGAUUCCGAGAAACCUAAAACUGAUGAAUCAAUAACUUAUAUUUCAGC
Diabrotica virgifera virgifera (western corn rootworm) is the source of this 1678-nucleotide messenger RNA. RefSeq lists its product as uncharacterized. Bases 101 to 670 code for a protein of 189 amino acids. The transcript is spliced from 2 exons. The record is from RefSeq and is a predicted model, not a curated record. NCBI's taxonomy places the organism in Eukaryota, Metazoa, Arthropoda, Insecta, Coleoptera, Chrysomelidae. Gene Ontology annotation, molecular function: chitin binding. Gene Ontology annotation, cellular component: extracellular region.